CAAUUAAUAUUCUCUUUUUAUAUAUAUAUCAUUUCAGGUAUAGUCAUCCGGGAAGGGGGUGCCGCCCGUGCAGCUGCUACCGCCACCAAUGCUGCCAACAUUGCGGGCGCCCCACUGAAUGUCGUUGCUGAAGAAGUGAACCAACAGCAGCAGGGCUUCAAAAGAGAGGCAGACGAGUACAUGCUGAUAGCCAAUAUCACCCGAAUCUUGCGGCGCGUCCUCCCCACCCAUGCCAAAAUCGCAGACGAUGCCAAGGAAGCUAUCCAGGAAUGCGUCUCAGAGUUCAUCAGCUUUAUCACCACCGAGGCAAACCGGCGGUGCCGCCGUGACUACAGGAGAACAGUCACACCGGAGGACGUGCUGGCAGCAAUGGCCUCUCUAGGUUUCGACGACUAUUUGGAGUCGCUCACAGUUUUCCUCAACAACCACCGCACGCAGCAGGACCCCGAGCGUGGCUCUAGGAAUCAAAUAUCGCAGAUUGUUAGGCGAGAUGGCGGCGUCGGAGUUGGCUUCCUUCACCACCAGCAACCGCAAGGUGCUCCCACGAUGCGCCCGCCGCCACCACCACCACUGGCGGCACCAACAAUGGGGUAUUAUGUCCCCGUACCGCCACCUGUUGCUGCUCCAAUUGAAGACGAGGAAGAAUUUGGUGGGCUGCCGAAGGUAACAAAUGAAUUUGGUGGUGGAGAAGAGUUUGACCCGUUUCAGUAGUUUAAUUUGAAGUAGUAGAGUACUAUGAUUUAUGAUAAAAUGCACUGAAAACCCACAAACAAUAAUUAAAAGCUUUUUUCU
Erythranthe guttata (spotted monkey flower) is the source of this 792-nucleotide messenger RNA. The record is from RefSeq and is a predicted model, not a curated record. Lineage: Eukaryota; Viridiplantae; Streptophyta; Magnoliopsida; Lamiales; Phrymaceae.